CUACCCUGCUGUUGGGGUCCUGACUGAGAGGUACCGCCUUCAGCUCCACGUCUCCAGCGAACCGGAGGCGGAGCGGCCUCGGAUUCUUUAAGCAGCCGGAGCCUGGCCAGCGAGCAGGAGCUCGACACGCUCCACUUCUCCCGCCCCCCGCGGCUCUGCUGCGGUCAGGCUGAGCUGAGGCUAUUGGAAAGCGGGUACGUGUGAAGGUGGUUUGGGGAGGGUUUAACUUCAUCGUCCGGCCCCAGGGCCUGUUCUUCAGCUCAAGUGACACCCAGCUCGCCAUUGGGCCCCUGCGUAAACACCGCGCUCGCUUUCUUUUCGUGGGGCGCGAGGGGGCUGUGCCGGUUUGCCGUGUAUCACCUUUCAACCCCCUCACCUGUCUUCACGUAUUCUGAGCUGUUGUGUGAUUCACAUUCGGCAGAGAUUGGGCCCUGUCAAUCCUCAAAAACCCACAUUUGAUGUCAUGUGAUACUUCAGCUCUAACACCAGUUCAGGAUGUCAUGGUUGGUUGAGCUUGCAGGGAAGGCAGAGGACUUCUUGAAUAAAGUGGACCAGGGGGCAGCCGCAGCACUACUAACGACGCCCAUUGAAAAUGUGGCUCCAUCACACACAAUCAAUGCUGAAGCCAGUUCUUCCAGCCAAUAUUCUGCCCUGAAUCAGCUGGGUAGUAAGUCUGAUCAACAAGUCCACUCUAAUAUUAGCUAUGUUUCCUCUGCUGCUGGGAACAUUAAGAGACAAAAGGCCACCCAGCUUGCUGGAGCUUCUAAUGUAUCCUUACCAUCACGGACCUUUGAAGUUACAGCCGGUGCACCUGCAAGCUCUUCUCUAAGCAGACCCUCAACGCAGUUUGUCAGACCAAAAAAGAUUGAGCCAAAUGAUGACCAACUCUUUGAUUUCUUAAAUAGUUCAGAAAAGUCAUUAAAUGGAAGGGUGGACAACAAACGCGAAACAACAAAGCCUUCCACACCAAAAAGUCAUUCCAGAACUUCCAGUCUCAGUUCAGUAUCUGCUUGCACCAUUAAUAUGAAAACAGCUGAAGAGGGCAUUGUCAAGGAGGACUAUGCUGAUGGACCUGAUGCCUCAGAAAGCUCAAAUGUGAGUCAAGAUGACCAACUUGAGUCUUCAAAAGAGCAACCACUAAGUAAUACAGCCAGCAUAAGUUUUUCAGCUAAAGAUGACAGUCAGUCACUGGAGCUAUCGAACCUUCGGCUUGAGAACCAGUUGCUGCGUAGCGAGGUCUCCUCUUUGAACCAAGAAAUGGCUUCGUUGAUUGAGAGAUCAAAGCAAACACAGGAAGAGUUCAAUAAAGCCAGAAAACAGAUUGAGAAAUGGAAUACUGAAAACUCGAAGUCUGACAGAAUAGGUAGGGAACUGCGUUCCCAGGUGGAUGAUCUGAAUGAGGUGCUGAGUGCCAAGGAUUCUCAGCUGGCUGUGCUCAAAGUGAGACUGGAAGAGGCAGAUCAGCUUCUGAAGGCGCGUAAUGAAGCACUGGAGCUACUUCACAAUGAAAGAAACAGAAUACUGCAAGAUCAUAGUGAAGGGAGCAGCUUGCACAACCAAGCCUUACAAACAGUGCAAGAGAGGCUUCUGGAAGUAGAAUCAUCACUUAAACGAGAACAAGAUAAUUACAAUCAAAUGCAGAAUGAAUUUGCAGCUAGACUCAGUAAGGUAGAGCUUGAACGUCAAAGUCUGGCAGAAACAUUAACAGCAUCUGAGAGAAAGGCGAUUGAAGAGAAAAAGAGAGCAGAUGAACAGCAGCAACAGCUCAAAGUUGUUAAGACCAGCUUGGAUUUAGCUAAGCAGGAACUAAUGGACUACAAACAAAAGGCGACCAGAAUUCUUCAGUCCAAGGAAAAACUAAUUAACAGCCUAAAAGAGGGUUCUGGAAUUGACGGCUUAGAAAGUCACACUAUCAUCACCAUGGAACUGGAGGAACUGCGGCAUGAGCGUGACAUGCAACGUGAAGAAGUCCAAAAACUGCUGGGUCACAUCCAACAACUUAGAGCAGAACUGCAGGACACAGAGACACAGCAAUUGGGUGAGGCCGAGUCAUCCAGGGAACAAAUCCAAGAGCUACAGGAACAAGUCAACACACUGAUGGGAAGCAAAAAGGAACUGGAGGUUGAACUGGAGCGUCAGAAACAGGAGUUUCAGUACACAGAAGAGGAGCUGCACCGGACAAAGAACACACUGCAGACUAGAAUAAAAGACCGAGAGGAGGAAAUUCAGAAACUCAGAAACCAGCUUACAAACAAAGUUAUGAGUAGCAGCCAUACCGAACUGGAAAACCGACUUCACCAACUUACCGAGACCUUGAUCCAGAAACAGACCAUGCUAGAAGCCCUCAGUACAGAGAAGAACUCGCUUGUCUUCCAACUGGAACGUCUCGAGCAGCAGCUUAAGAGUGUACAGGGAAGCAGUGUUAAUGGCCCUGCUAUUAAUGUGUCUUUAUUGGAAAACAAUGAAGGUGCUCGCAUGAGGAAUGUUCCAGUUCUUUUCAGUGAAACAGACAGCACUACAGCAGGAAUGUAUGGGAAAGUCCGCAAAGCAGCAAAUACAAUAGAUCGAUUCAGCAUCCGGUUAGGAAUUUUUCUGAGACGGUAUCCAAUUGCAAGGGUAUUUGUAAUUAUUUAUAUGGUGCUGCUACACCUCUGGGUAAUGAUAGUACUUCUGACAUACACACCAGAGAUACACCACGGUUCCUCCCGACCAGAUGGCCAAUGAGAAAAACAACCAUGAGCCCAUCAAAGUUGGAUCCAUAUCUUUAAAUAUAUUUAUGGAGCACAUGGCUACAUACCAACAAGUCUGUAUAUACUGUAGAACUAGCUUAUUUUGACUAUGAUCAUGAGAAUAAGAAAUACAAGUUUAAAAAGUUUAAUUCUUUUCUGCAUUUUAUCUUGGCACUUUCCCACCUCCCCUCUCUUAGAGUCUGUACAUACAAAUGCAGAUAUGUAGUUAUAUUGAGGGACAGAUAUGACUUGAUUUGUGCAAUAUCUUUUAAUAAACUUAUUCCAAAAACGUU
Carcharodon carcharias (great white shark) is the source of this 3022-nucleotide messenger RNA. It is a transcript of the gene golga5, whose product is annotated as golgin A5. The coding region runs from base 496 to 2724 and encodes 742 amino acids. The record is from RefSeq and is a predicted model, not a curated record. Gene Ontology annotation, cellular component: Golgi membrane; Golgi cisterna. Gene Ontology annotation, biological process: retrograde transport, vesicle recycling within Golgi; Golgi organization. Lineage: Eukaryota; Metazoa; Chordata; Chondrichthyes; Lamniformes; Lamnidae. The transcript is spliced from 13 exons.